This is a messenger RNA of Eptesicus fuscus (big brown bat), 2588 nucleotides long. RefSeq names its product hormonally up-regulated Neu-associated kinase (gene HUNK). Gene Ontology annotation, biological process: protein phosphorylation; intracellular signal transduction. Gene Ontology annotation, molecular function: ATP binding; protein serine/threonine kinase activity. The record is from RefSeq and is a predicted model, not a curated record. NCBI's taxonomy places the organism in Eukaryota, Metazoa, Chordata, Mammalia, Chiroptera, Vespertilionidae. The coding region runs from base 1 to 2094 and encodes 697 amino acids. The transcript has 11 exons. Gene Ontology annotation, cellular component: cytoplasm.
AUGCCGGCGGCGGCGGGGGACGGGCUGCUGGGCGAGCCGGCGGCGGGGGGCGGCGGGGCCGGCGAGGACGCGGCCCGCGGGGGAAGUUCGCUGCCCGCCUGGGCGAGCGGGGUGCCCCGCGAGCGGCUGCGCGCCUUCCAGCACCACAAGCGCGUGGGCCCCUACCUGGUGGGCAGCCGCAAGCUGGGCGAGGGCUCCUUCGCCAAGGUGCGCGAGGGGCUGCACGUGCCGACCGGCGAGAAGGUGGCCAUCAAGGUCAUCGACAAGAAGAGAGCGCGGAAGGACACCUACGUCACCAAGAACCUGCGGCGGGAGGGGCAGAUCCAGCAGAUGAUCCGCCACCCCAACAUCACGCAGCUGCUCGACAUCCUGGAGACGGAGAACAGCUACUACCUGGUCAUGGAGCUGUGCCCCGGCGGCAACCUCAUGCACCGCAUCUACGAGAAGAAGCGGCUGGAGGAGGCGGAGGCGCGCAGGUACAUCCGGCAGCUCGUCUCGGCCGUGGAGCACCUGCACCGGGCCGGCGUGGUGCACAGAGACUUGAAGAUAGAGAACCUGCUGCUCGACGAAGACAACAACAUCAAGCUGAUCGACUUCGGACUGAGCAACUGUGCGGGGAUCCUGGGCCACUCGGACCCGUUCAGCACGCAGUGCGGCAGCCCCGCCUACGCCGCGCCCGAGCUGCUCGCCAGGAAGAAGUACGGCCCCAAAAUCGACGUCUGGUCCAUAGGCGUGAACAUGUACGCCAUGCUGACCGGGACCCUGCCCUUCACCGUGGAGCCCUUCAGCCUGCGGGCUCUGUACCAGAAGAUGGUGGACAAGGAGAUGAACCCGCUCCCCACCCAGCUCUCCACAGGAGCCGUCAGCUUCCUGCGCUCGCUGCUGGAGCCCGACCCCGUGAAGAGGCCCAACAUCCAGCAAGCGCUGGCCAACCGCUGGCUGCACGAGAGCCACACGGGUCGGGUGCCCUGUGUCACCUACCCCAACAGGAUCUCGCUGGCCGACCUGAGCCCCAGCGUCGUGCUGCACAUGACCCAGACGCUGGGCUACAAGAACAGCGACGUGGUCAACACGGUGCUGGCCAACCGCGCCUGCCACAUCCUCGCCGUCUACGUCCUCCUCAACAAGAAGCUCGAGCGCCACGUGUCGGGGAAAUCCGACGUGCCCGACGGCGUCUGCUCCAAGGCCCCGCUCUGCCCGGGGGACAGGUGCCGGCCCGGCAGGGAGCCCUGUGAGGCCUCCCUGGACACGUGGCCACGAGACCUUGAAUUCCACGCCGGGCAGGACAGGAAGCCCAAAGAGCAAGAGAGAAAGGGGGACUUCCUUCCCCGGCCGUUCCCCAAGAAGCUGGAGCAGCACCUGCCGGCGCCCAGGCCGCCCCCCGCCGCGCUCGCGACGCAGCUGCAGAGCACCAGGGCGCCGCUGCGGGACCGCAAGGCCCGGCCCGGCCUCCCCGACAGAGAUUCCUUCAGCUGCCGCAGUAUCUUCCGCAAAACCUCGGACCCCAGUUGUGUGGCCUCCUCCUCCAUGGAGUUCAUCCCCGGCCCCCCGCCCAGGACCCCCCGGAUCGUCAAGAAGCCGGAGCCCCCGCUGCAGGGCCCCGGGGGCAGCAGCGUCGCCCCCAGAGAGGAGCCGCUGGUGCGGGACAUGGUCCGCUCCUUCGAGUCCGUGGAGCGCGAGGACCCGCCGGACCUGCUGCCCCCGGCCGCCCCCUGCAGGGCGCUGGGCCCCCCCGGGGAGCGGGCGCUGUCCCCCUCCCUGCUGCCCGGAAGCCCGUCCCCUCUCCAGACUCCUUUGCCCCCCACCCUGGUCUCCUUUGCUCACGAAGAGAACUGCCUCCCGAAAGAGGGGGGCGUGUGCCCCUCCCCCCUGGGUCCCGGUGCCGGUGCCCCGCAGCCCCUGGGGAGCCCCAAUGGGGUGAAAAGCCGGGGCCGGUUCCCCAUGAUGGGCAUCGGGCAGAUGCUGCGGAAGCGGCACCAGAGCCUGCAGCCCCCCGCAGACCGGCCGCUGGAGGCCAGCCUGCCCCCCCUGCAGCCCGCGGCGCCCGCCAGCCUCCCCUUCGACGUGGCCCCGGCCGUCCAGGGCCAGUGCUAACCGGGCAGCCGUGGGACUGGGCGCCCCAAGGACAGCGACGGCACGAGCCCCACAGCCCUUCAGGCGAAGGCUCAGGACCCCCCGCACGGCCCGGCCUCCAGCCACGCAGCUCCCACCUGGGGGGCGGCUGAACCCACAGGCCCCACGCCGCUCCACCCGGUCUGGCGUCAGGACCCGCAGAUGCCGGAACUCCCUUGCAGGGUGGGCUGGGGUACAGCCGGUGACGCUCCUUUCCUCCCCCUCCCUCUCCCCCCCUCACCUGGGCUGGGGUGAACACCUGCAUCGGCCCGGGCGCUCAGGUCAGGGCCCCCCUCACUGUGCUCUGCUGAGCCUCUGGAUCACCUCCCUUCAGCCACGGGGACUGAGGCCACGUCCUCCAGCCACGGUUUCCUGUCCUGGAUCGCCAGCCGGACCUCGCGGGAAGAGGGGCAGGAGCCACGGCCACGUGCUGGCCCCUCAGCGGCAGGGGCAGCUGGGCACGGACCGGGCCGGCG